AUGUGUCCGGUGCAGAUAACCACCACUCCUACUCUCAAUGAAAAAGGAUUCGGACCGGAAACGCCUCCAAAGGACUUACACGAGAUUACGCUCGAGGAAUUAUUAGACCCUUCUUCUAAGGCAGAGCAUAUAUUUUCUAAAUUGACUCAAGAACAACUGACCGCGAUUGAGAAAAAUUUGAACAGAGUUAAAAAGAAGAAAAUGAGUUCUCUAAAACAUCCUAUUAAAGGAUUCCGCACUGAUAAAAAAACGCGCAAAACCAGAUCAAUCGGUGGUUAUAAAAGAAAUGUAGCUCCUUCUAGAAAGAUCGAAUCUGAAAAUAAUAAUAAUAAUAUGAUAGAUUCUAUACAACAACUUCAACAACAAGAUGCUUUUCUUGAGAAUAUCUCUUCUGGCUAUGACUUUAAUUUCGGUGCAAUGCAAGAGCAACAACCAUUGCCAAUUCAUCAUAUCACAAAUGCUCUUACUUCACCAAUAUUACAGGGGAUGAAUGGUUUUAUCGCGGAUCAGCAGCAAAAUAUAAGCCAACUUGAUAAUGAACAUCAUCCUCACCAUCAACAAGAAUCAGUUCCAUUCUUAAUAUCAACACAAUCAGAACAACAACAUCAUAAAGCCAAUCAUCAAACCUAUCAAUUUAUUGCCUCUAAACCUAACGAAAUCUUUAUUGAAUCUCCACCUGUUUAUCUUGAGAAUCAAUCAAAUAAUAAUGAAGCCACCGCAUCAUGGAAUUCAAUGGAUGUUAUUCAAUUAUUCGCAUCAUCGUACAACUGUGUCUAUCCACGCGCAUUCUGUUCCCCCGAACUUUAUAAAGGUAAUCGAUGGGUAUAUGAAACUCAAUGCAAUGUCCUAGGAUGGAUGCUUGCAUAUCUUAAUCCAGAGGAAAUGAGCGGAAAACGCGGGCUUAUUCAAAGGGCUGUGGAUACUUUUCGUAAUUUGCAGCCAGGAUCUAAAUCAAGGCGAGUAGCUCGGCAGGAAAAAGUAUUGAAUGGUACAUUACGAAAACGUAAAUCUUCCCGCCCAGAAAAUGAGCCACGACCUACAAAACGUAAAUACACCAAUAAUCAGAAACCAAAAACCUUAAUCGUGGAUAAUGUGGUCAAAGGAGUAAAGUGCAGAAUCAAGAUCAAUGUAGAAGAUGUAAAUCUAAAUGAUAUCGAUAUCAUGUUCAAGAAAAAUAAUUGUGUAUUCCCAAGAGCAUUCUGUGAUCAAGAACAUUACGUGGGUCGUCGUUAUUAUGAAGAAGUUGCUUGUAAUGAAUUAGCAUGGAAAUUGGCUUGGCUGAAUCCUCGUCAUUUAGCUAAUAAAAAAUGUCUCCUUCAACGGGCUGUAGACAUCUACCGAACAAAAUUUACCGAGAAUCUUAAACCUCGCAUUUUCGACAAUAGUCCCUCUAGCGCAAAUUAUCAAACGCGACUUCCUUUUCUUUCAAUUCCUGACAAUUCUCUUUUCACUUCGUCCGGAAACAACUUAAUGCCGGCUACACCAUGCUCUCUUGAUAGUUCUGUUUGCGAAACACCAAUUUCUUGCAGUGAUAUCUCCACGCCAAUUACGUUAAAUGAGUCCCUUCUCGAUACAAAAGUUUACAUCGCAAAUCAACAACUUUCAUGCUUUGAGGGACUCUUCCUUGAUCCGAAUGCACUGCAGGAUAUGGAACAACAACAAAAACAAGCUGAUGAUGAUAAUGGUGGUGAAUUUGAUAGUAAUCUGUUAGCAGAUAGUUCCCUUGUGGAUCUAAUUAAUAGUGAAAUUGACGGAAAUAUGCCUUUCUGGCAAGAAUGUGAACUUUUUGUAUGA
Messenger RNA from Ambispora gerdemannii, 1794 nucleotides. NCBI's taxonomy places the organism in Eukaryota, Fungi, Glomeromycota, Glomeromycetes, Archaeosporales, Ambisporaceae. The record is from the annotation of a GenBank genome assembly.